UCUGCGUCCUAUUGCAAGGUGGUAAAUGAACAAAAUUUGAUAACAAGCAUUAACAACCGGUUUUUUUAACCACCUUGGAUCAUAUUUGGCUGGAACCUGUUUCGUUAGAGCCACACCGAUGUUUAAGAUGACCGGAAAACCCCAACAGAGGCACUGCACCGUUUGUUGUUUGUUUCAAGAUUAAAUAUAGUGAGUUGUUUACUUUCUCAGAAGCUCUUAUUAGUUCUGUAGGUUGAAAUCCAACCAUUUACCGCAACAACACAGGCUGGCAGUGCAUUUAUUUCACAAGCUUUGACAACUUCAAAUGCAAAUUUCACAUCAGAUUGUCUAGUCGUCUUCAGCAGAAAUACCGUACACCACCGAUUGUGGUCGUCGACGACGUGUACCCAUUACAGCAUUUGAAAUUUCAUCAUAAUAAAGCACUCCUUGUCGUAUUACUUGUACGCCGAUUUCAAGGAUGCAUUCGUAGUAUACAGAACCUCUCUUAAUACAACAAUUGUAGGGCCAUACAUCUGUUUGAAAUAGAGGCAUACUAAAUCCUUGAAUUUUUUAAUGUAAUUUGGCUGAAUGUUACUGCCGGACUCGAGAGGAGCAUAUGCCAAAGCCAGCUCAUUUCGGGAUCCGUUGGUUCUGCUGCACUGUGAAUCUUGCUAACACAGCUGCUUAUACAAUGGCUUACAGAAGAGCUGUAAACCUUCUUCCCAGAGGAAAGGAGUGUGUCUUUAAUCUGUGGAUACCUCGAUUUCAAAGAUCACCAAAUGUCACCAGCCAGACUGUUAGAUUUCAUGGACACGCCAAUAAUCACUGUGGCAGAACUACAAGAAGUCUUCACACCUGCACACCACUGAUGGUAGCCAAGUUACUGUCGGUGGAGGAGCUUUUUGCCAAGAAGUCGCUGCAGGAAUACCUGAAGAAGAUGGAGACAGAUUACAGCCAAAGUUUGAGAGUAGUCAACAGCAGUGUGACAGAGGAGCAGUUCAGUGAGGAUGAAGUGAGGGCCAAGAGGACCAAAAUGUCCCUGCUGGAUCCUCUUAUCCAGAGCAUCAAAGAGCUUGACAGCAAACAAAAAGAGCUUGCUGAGACCAACACACUCCUGAAAGAUGAAGACCCAGCCCUGCGAGAACUGGCAGAGCUGGAACGAGACAGCUGUUUGCAAGAUAUUCAAGAUCUUAGUCAAAAGAUCCUAGAUCUGUUGAUCCCUGAGGAGGAGGCAGAUCUGAGUGACCUCAUCCUGGAGGUUACAGCCGGUAUCGGAGGGCAAGAGGCCAUGCUGUUCACUUCUGAGGUGUUUGACAUGUACCAGGGCUACGCUCAACACCAUGGCUGGUCCUUUGACAUCCUGGAGUACAUGACCAGCGAAAUAGGUGGACUGCGUCACGCCUCGGCCAGCAUCAGCGGCCCUCAGAGCUACAAGAGGAUGAAGUUUGAAGCUGGAGUCCAUCGAGUUCAGAGGGUUCCCAAGACUGAAAAACAGGGCAGAAUGCACACCAGCACCAUGACUGUGGCUGUACUGCCCCAACCCACUGAGAUCUCUUUCACGAUAAACCCGAAGGACCUGAGGAUAGACACGAUGAGAGCGAGUGGCGCUGGAGGUCAACAUGUCAACACCACAGACAGUGCAGUCAGAAUAGUCCAUCUGCCUACAGGUGUGGUUGCAGAGUGCCAGCAGGAACGGUCCCAGCUGAAGAACAAGGAGAAAGCCAUGAAGGCUCUGAGAGCAAAACUGUACAGCAUGAAGCUAGAAGAGGAGACCAGCAAACGCUACAACCAGCGUAAAAUACAGAUUGGAACCAAAGGCAGAUCAGAGAAGAUUCGAACCUACAAUUUCGCCCAGGACCGUGUAACAGACCACCGGAUCACCAUGACGGUGCACGACAUCAAGAGCUUCCUGCUGGGAGAGGAUCUGCUGGACGAGAUGAAUUCCUCGCUACAGGAGUUCUCCAACCAGGAGACCCUCAUGGAACUGCUCGGAGAAAACAGCCAGGAGGGCUCAUGAGUUCUGGUUCUGAGGAACAUGGAUUCUGAUGGAGUGGAAACUGCUUGUUACGUUAUAAGACUUCCAUACUCAUGACAUAAAGGUGUCAAAUAAAAUGACUCAACUGGUUCCAAGUAUUUAAUCAGUAACAAUAUGUUAUUCAUCAAAUCAGUGGUGUAUGUGUGUUGUCCAACCUUGAAGAGCUGCAAACCUUCAAACAUCUUAUUUCAAAACAAUGGGCUUCAAUCUGCUGCUAUAACAGCCUCCACUCCUCUGGGAAGGAAAGAUUAAGGAACCUGGCUGCAGGGAUUUGCUCGCAGCCACAAGAGCAGUAGUGACGUUGAGUGAUAAGGACUGGAUCGCAUUCGGCUUCCAGUUUGUCCUGAAGGUGUUGGGUGUGAUUGAAUUUAUGGCUUUGUGGUGGCCAGUCUAAUUGUUUGGGUGGUUUUAUGCAGAGGGGCAUUCUCAUUGUCAUGUUCAAACAGGAAAUGGCAAAAUUGGAAGCACGCUAAUGACUCAAUUACCAUAUAUGGCUGCAACGAACUAGUAUUUUUUAUGAUAGACACAGAAUAUUUUCUUGAAUUCUCAAAUCAUAGUUUGGUCUUUAACAAAAAUUAGAAAGCAGUAUAUAAUAAAUGCUCACAAAGCCAAAGUUGACUUAUUCAAGUUGCCUGUUCACCGAAACAACAGCCUACCACUCAGAGGUGAUCAGUUUACUGCUGUAGAAGACAAAUAAAACCAGCAAACAUAUGAUGAGCUGGAACCAUUAAUUUUUUUGUUUGUGUGUUUUUGCUUUAAAAAAAUGACUCAAGCAAUUAUUCAAUUAGGAAAAUUGUCAUUGAUUAAUUUUCUGUCAAACAAAUAAUCGAUUAAUAGACAAAUAAUUUCAACUCUAAUAUCAUUGUAUGUGUAGCAUUACA
Molecule: messenger RNA, 2895 nt
Organism: Chelmon rostratus (copperband butterflyfish)
Lineage: Eukaryota; Metazoa; Chordata; Actinopteri; Chaetodontiformes; Chaetodontidae
Gene: mtrf1l
Product: mitochondrial translational release factor 1-like
Exons: 8
Coding region: 596-1996 (466 amino acids)
Biological process (GO): translational termination
Molecular function (GO): translation release factor activity
Source: RefSeq, a predicted model, not a curated record